AUGGGCUUCUCCUUCUUCAAGAACACGGCCGUGGUGUCGGACGACCCUUUUGGGCCGGCCGAUGCCGACGACGAGGUGCGCUCCGUCCAUAGCUCUCAUUACGGUAUCGGCCGCGACGACGACGGACCGGCAGUGACGCGUACAGAGGACCGCGAUCUGCGGCGCGGGCUCGAGCAGCGCCAUUUGUCGAUGCUGGGCAUCGCGGGCGCCAUUGGCACGGGCCUCUUCCUAGGCCUGGGCGCGUCCGUGCAGCAGGGCGGGCCGCUGGGCGCGCUGCUUGGCUACCUAACCGUCGGCGUGGCUGUUUGUGCGGUGCAGUUUGCUCUCGGCGAGGUGGCCGCGCUCUUCCCUGUCACGGGCUCGUUUGUGCGCCAUGCCGAGGUGCUAGUCGAUCCGGCCCUGGGUUUCGCCGUCGGCUGGAACAUUGUGUACGGCAACCUGCUCUCAGUGCCGACUGAGAUCACGGCCAUCUGCGUGCUCUUCGAAUUCUGGACCGACAUCAGCCCGGCUCUCUGGAUCUGCAUCUUCAUCCUGGUGACCACGAUUGUCGGCUUCUCGCUGAUUCGCGUCUUUGGCGAGAUCGAGUUCUUCUUCUCCUUGCUCAAAAUCGCCCUCGUCGUCUUCCUCAUCAUCCUCGGCCUUGUCGUCGACCUCGGCGGCGUUCCCGGCACUCCACGCAUCGGCUUCCGCUACUGGCGUUCGCCAGGCCCCUUUGUCGAGUACAUUGCUACCGGAACCUGGGGCCGCUUCCUCGGCUACUGGAGUGUCAUGACCACAGCCGUCUUCUCCUUUGCCGGCGUCGAGUCGCUAGCCAUGGCCGCUGCCGAAACCCGCAACCCUCAGCGCGCCAUCCCGCGUGCCUGCAAGAAUGUCUUCGCCCGCAUCAUCAUCUUCUAUGGCCUUGCCGUGCUUAUUGUCGGCAUGCUCGUUGCCAGCAAUGACUCGCGCCUCAAUGACGACUCUGGCACGGCAGCCCAGAGCCCCUUUGUCAUCGCCGCCUCAGCCGCCGGCCUUCCUGCCGUUCCCUCCGUCGUCAAUGCCGUCGUCAUUACGUCCGCUUGGUCCUCAUCCAACCAAGCUCUGCUUUCCGGCACCCGUGUGCUCUACGGCCUCGCCCUUAAGGGCCAGGCUCCCCGUGUUUUCCUGCGCACAAACUCUUGGGGCGUCCCAUACGUCUGUGUCACCCUCUUCACCCUCUUCAUGUUCCUCAGCUUCAUGUCGCUCUCCAGCGGCGCCCUCAACGUCUUCUACUGGCUAGUCGAUCUGACCUCCGCCGGUGUCCUCGUCAGCUGGAUCACUAUCCUCUUCAACCACAUCCGUCUGCGUCUGGCUUUGCGCAAACAAGGCAUCUCAGCUAGCCGGCUGCCGUGGUCAAAUUCUUGGACCUUGUACUCCUCUUAUGUAGCGUUUGUCUUCAACAUUAUUGUCCUUCUGACCAAUGGCUUCACCGUGUUCACAAAAGGAAACUGGGAUGCCGCCUCGUUUGUCUCAGCUUACUUGGACAUUCCACUUGUCUUAUUAGCGUUUUCUAUCUGGAAAAUCCUCAAAAAGACAAAGAUGGUCUCUCUAGACGCGAUACCGCUUCUCGAAGCACUAGAUCAGUCCGACCAGUACCCAAACGAGCCGCUUACCAAGAGAAAGGGAAUAGUUCGUCUUGUCAGCUGGCUUUGGGACUGA
Molecule: messenger RNA, 1677 nt
Organism: Grosmannia clavigera kw1407
Lineage: Eukaryota; Fungi; Ascomycota; Sordariomycetes; Ophiostomatales; Ophiostomataceae
Product: amino acid permease
Exons: 2
Coding region: 1-1677 (558 amino acids)
Biological process (GO): amino acid transmembrane transport
Cellular component (GO): membrane
Molecular function (GO): amino acid transmembrane transporter activity
Source: RefSeq, a predicted model, not a curated record